AUGAAGGCAGAAGAUAUAGAGGGAGAAGAAGAGACGUAUGUGACUGAUAUGAAGGCAGAAGAUACAGAGGGAGAAGAAGAGACGUAUGUGACUGAUAUAAAGGCAGAAGAUAUAGAGGGAGAAGAAGAGACGUAUGUGACUGAUAUGAAGGCAGAAGAUACAGAGGGAGAAGAAGAGACGUAUGUGACUGAUAUGAAGGCAGAAGAUAUAGUGGGAGAAGAAGAGACGUAUGUGACUGAUAUGAGGGCAGAAGAUACAGAGGGAGAAGAAGAGACGUAUGUGACUGAUAUAAAGGCAGAAGAUAUAGAGGGAGAAGAAGAGACGUAUGUGACUGAUAUGAUGGCAGAAGAUAUAGAGGGAGAAGAAGAGACGUAUGUGACUGAUAUGAUGGCAGAAGAUACAGAGGGAGAAGAAGAGACGUAUGUGACUGAUAUGAUGGCAGAAGAUACAGAGGGAGAAGAAGAGACGUAUGUGACUGAUAUGAUGGCAGAAGAUACAGAGGGAGAAGAAGAGACGUAUGUGACUGAUAUGAUGGCAGAAGAUACAGAGGGAGAAGAGACGUAUGUGACUGAUAUGAAGGCAGAAGAUAUAGAGGGAGAAGAAGAGACGUAUGUGACUGAUAUGAAGGCAGAAGAUACAGAGGGAGAAGAAGAGACGUAUGUGACUGAUAUGAAGGCAGAAGAUAUAGAGGGAGAAGAAGAGACGUAUGUGACUGAUAUGAAGGCAGUAUAUACGGAGGGAGAAGUAGAGACGUAUGUGACUGAUAUGAAGGCAGUAGAUACGGAGGGAGAAGAAGAGACGUGUGUGAGGGGUGAUCAGCUGUGUAAGGAGGAGGAAAUCCCUACAGAUAUCAGCACAGAUGGACACACAAGCAGGAACAUCUCAGAAGGACAUCUAAUGUUAUCCCCGGAUUGUGAAAAAAAAGAUAAUGACAGUAGACCGGAUUCUCCAGGAGAUAACCCUAUUACCCCAAUUAUACAUCCAGCUCUAUCAGCUGAUCCCUCUGAUCCUGGGAAAUGUUCUCCUGAUCACUCUGACAUUGGUGCAUCUGUUACAGCUCUGAUAGUAGAUACAGUGUUUCCCUGUUCUAUAGAUGCCAAAUGUUUUACACAGAACACAAACCUUAUUACCCAUCAAUCAGCUAAGGCAGGUGAGAGGCCAUUUCCAUGUUCUGAGUGUGGUAAGUGUUUUCCAUACAAAUCAGUUCUUGUUAAUCAUCAGAGAAGUCACACAGGUGAGAAGCCAUUUUCUUGCUCUGAGUGCGUGAAAUGUUUUACCCUGAAAUCAAAUCUUGUUACACAUCAGAUAAGUCACACAGGUGAGAAUCCAUUUCCAUGUUCUGAGUGUGGGAAAUGUUUUGAAUCCAAAUCAGCUCUUGUUAGACAUCAGAGAAGUCACACAGGUGAGAAUCCAUUUUCUUGCUCUGAGUGUGGAAAAUGUUUUACACGGAAAUCAGCUCUUGUUACACAUCAACGAAGUCACACCGGUGUGAAGCCAUUUUCCUGUUCUGAAUGUGGGAAAUGUUUUAUAAGUAAACUAUAUCUUGUUAGACAUCAGAUAAUUCACACAGGUGAGAAGCCAUUUUCUUGCUCUGAGUGCGGGAAAUGUUUUACCCUGAAACAUAAUCUUGUUAUACAUCAGAGAAGUCACACAGGUGAGAAGCCAUUUUCUUGCUCUGAGUGCGGGAAAUGUUUUACCCUGAAACAUAAUCUUGUUACACAUCAGAGAAUUCACACAGGUGAGAAUCAAUUUCCAUGUUCUGAAUGUGGGAAAGGUUUUACCCGGAAAUGGCUACUUGUUACACAUCAGAGAAUUCACACAGGUGAGAAUCCAUUUUCUUGCUCUGAGUGUGGAAAAUGUUUUACACGGAAAUCAGCUCUUGUUACACAUCAGAGAAUUCACACAGGUGAGAAUCAAUUUCCAUGUUCUGAAUGUGGGAAAUGUUUUACCCGGAAAUGGCUACUUGUUAAACAUCAGAUAAUUCACACAGGUGAGAAGCCAUUUUCUUGCUCUGAGUGCGGGAAAUGUUUUACCCUGAAAUAUAAUCUUGUUACACAUCAGAGAAGUCACACAGGUGAGAAGCCAUUUUCUUGCUCUGAGUGCGGGAAAUGUUUUACCCUGAAAUCAAAUCUUGUUACACAUCAGAGAAGUCACACAGGUGAGAAGCCAUUUGCUUGCUCUGAGUGCGGGAAAUGUUUUACCCUGAAACAUAAUCUUGUUAUACAUCAGAGAAGUCACACAGGUGAGAAUCAAUUUCCAUGUUCUGAAUGUGGGAAAUGUUUUACCCAGAAAUGGCAACUUGUUACACAUCAGAGAAUUCACACGGGUGAGAAGCCAUUUUCUUGCUCUGAGUGUGGGAAAUGUUUUUCACAGAAAUCACAACUUGUUACACAUCAGAGAAGUCACACAGGUGUGAGGCCAUUUCCAUGUUCUGAGAAAUAAAUCAGCUCUUGUUGCACACAAUAGAUAUCACUCAGGUGAGGAACCAUUUUAUUCUUCUGGAGUAUACUUAUCAUUGCCAUGUAACGUUCUUCAAGGUUCUUAUCCUAUCUCCCAUGCUUUUUGCAAUACACGUGCUACCACUGGGUGAAACAGACGUCAUGUCCUCGUUUACCACUGCUAUGCCGAUGACCGGUCGCUCUGGGUACUGAGAACCCAAUACCAAUCCUAAAUGUCUAGUUGAGCUCCAGGUGUGGGUGAUGCCAGUUGGCUCUGACUCCGUCCUAGUGUAACAGUUUCAUAUGAUAGAAGCUCACGACAAAGGGCAGGGCUACAGCUCAGCUUUGCCUACCAACCAGACUUACACUUGGGGGUUCAGAGUUACAAAAUGCUGAUCCUGUGCGGAAUCUUGGUGUCCUGGAUGGUGGAGUGACACAUAGACAUCAGGUAUCAGCCACAAUCAGAUCCUCAUUAGAGGAACAUAGCCAGACUCCAGCACUUAUUUCUCUGACGUCCUAGUGGAUGCUGGGAACUCCGAAAGGAC
This is a messenger RNA of Pseudophryne corroboree (corroboree frog), 2983 nucleotides long. Its product is annotated as oocyte zinc finger protein XlCOF6-like. The transcript is spliced from 2 exons. The coding region runs from base 1 to 2442 and encodes 813 amino acids. NCBI's taxonomy places the organism in Eukaryota, Metazoa, Chordata, Amphibia, Anura, Myobatrachidae. The record is from RefSeq and is a predicted model, not a curated record.